Molecule: messenger RNA, 768 nt
Organism: Caenorhabditis auriculariae
Lineage: Eukaryota; Metazoa; Nematoda; Chromadorea; Rhabditida; Rhabditidae
Source: the annotation of a GenBank genome assembly
AUGCGAUUUGUACGAACCACGCCGCAAAUAAAGCUCUUUAGCAAUCUGGACACCAAAAAUGUAAAAUUUUUGAACGGCGAACGCAAAUUCGAAGCUAGAGGAAAGGUUUUUUUUCAAAGAAUAUAUUUUUUUUGAAAAGUUUUUCAUUGAAGGUCGGACAAACACUACUGGACGUCGUUGUUGAGCACGAUCUCGACUUAGAUGGUCAGUUAUCAUUUUCCUUCUGUGAUGAGAAGUUGGUGAACUUCAAUUAUGGUCGCUUUCCAGGUUUUGGGGCUUGUGAAGGCACUUUGGCGUGCUGCACAUGUCACGUUAUCCUACGCAAAAGCCAUUACGAACGAGAAGAUAAAGUCAGUCUGUCUCUCAUCAGUUUUUAUAUGUUUCAACUUUUUAUUAGAAGCGUUGAAACUUCAUAUCCUAAAUUCCAGGACAUAAGGGCGGUCUUUUAAUUGUGUAGUGUUAGUCCAUUCCGUGCCAGCUUUUCCCCAUUAUCUAAACGCCAAAAAAAGUAAAAAUAUAAUCGUAAAAUUGAUUUGAUUGAAUAUUACCACCAUUUCUUUUUUUCCAGUUGAAUCCAGCUGGAGAAGAAGAGCUUGACCUUCUGGACAUGGCUCCCGAAUUGAACGAUUAUUCUCGUCUUGGAUGUCAAGUAGAAGCCAAAAAAUAAUCUCAAUCAGUGAUCAUUUUCAGAUAAAGAUUACAAAUAAAGACGCAGAGGUAAUUGAAGUCGUCGUCCCGUCCAUCACUCGAGAUGCCCGAAAUUCUUGA